Molecule: messenger RNA, 471 nt
Organism: Aspergillus affinis
Lineage: Eukaryota; Fungi; Ascomycota; Eurotiomycetes; Eurotiales; Aspergillaceae
Exons: 2
Coding region: 1-471 (156 amino acids)
Source: RefSeq, a predicted model, not a curated record
AUGGCUACAGUUCAGAAUCCAGAGUCCGCCCUACCACAACUGUCGACACAUCUACCACAUGGCCUGAGCCAGAAUGGAGGUCGCGUUGAUCUGUCUCAGCUUGGCUUCCUGCGACCCACACUUCCCAGCUUGCCUGUCGUAGAGAUGCGCCGCAGACUGAAAGAAGACGGAUAUAUUUUCGUAAAAGGUGUUAUUCCCCGCGAGGACGUGCUGGAUGCUCGCGAGAACUACUUCCAAGCAUAUGCCGACACGUCUCUAUUGCAAUGGAAGACCCAGUUUUGCUCUGGUAUCUGCCACCAUCUCAUAGGACGAUUUAGUCGCCCCCUUGGAUACAUAACCAGGGUCCUGGUAUAUCCCCAGCAGGAGUACGAAGAUACCCUCCAAAAGAUAGAGGUAGCCACGGUGAAUCGGCUUAUGGAAAACGGCGAGUAUUCGGAAAUGAGGUUUAACUCUCUCUCGGCAUAUCUGUAA